This is a messenger RNA of Magallana angulata, 5175 nucleotides long. RefSeq names its product protocadherin-11 X-linked-like. The transcript is spliced from 4 exons. Lineage: Eukaryota; Metazoa; Mollusca; Bivalvia; Ostreida; Ostreidae. Gene Ontology annotation, cellular component: plasma membrane. Gene Ontology annotation, biological process: homophilic cell-cell adhesion. Gene Ontology annotation, molecular function: calcium ion binding. The record is from RefSeq and is a predicted model, not a curated record. The coding region runs from base 1074 to 4541 and encodes 1155 amino acids.
AGGGUCUACCUUACCAUCAAUAUUGAAUCGGAGGAUUUCUCUGUUUUUCUACUCGAGGAGAACCGUCUCCUUAGGGCAGGACACAUCGGAAAUUAACACUUGUUUCUUCUGUUUGUUUUUAAUUUGAAUUAGCCAGUUUCUUUACUGAUUACCCAAUUCCUUAAUCCUGUUACCUCCCUAAACCUGGUGUGGAUUACUUGAUAUCUAAGAUAAGGACCACUUAGGGGAUUUCUUUAUCUUGGUUUACCUCCCUUUGUUCUAUAGGGUCUUUGAUUAUACAGGGAUUCAGUAGAUUACUUAAUUUUUAUGUCAUAGCUUACUUUAGUAGCAGUAGAAGGAAGCAGCUGAUAUAGUAGAAUUGAUGACAUCUUGUGUCCAGGUAUUUCAUUUUCCAUUAGUAGGACUGUGCUUUGGUUAAUGAAAACUAAUGCCAGGUUUUAGUUACAUUGACAAUACCAUAAAUCAAUAGUCUUUCAUUAAGCACAGCUCUCACCUAAUCCCUGGGAAUAGCACAUGCAGGGGAAGUAACUUUUGGAUGUCAUCACUGAAGUGUGAUCUAAAAUAAUGAUAUAAAAAGAUGGGAGAAAUAUCAAGUGUAACUUCCGGCGAUUGAGAUGGCGAAGUGAUUGAUUCUUUAUGAAAUUUGCGUUAAUCUGCUUUUGUCCGGCCCCAAUGCCCCAUGUCCAAUGUUGUUUCAACAAAUGGACUUGACAUAAAAAAAUCUGUUGUUGGGAGAGCGAAGUGUUGACAGGGUAUGGGGGAUUCUGUAAGCUGUUAUACAAACGUCGGCCGUGCAUCUUUGUUGGGCGAUAAUGUUUAGAUCCCUACUGUAAAUCCAGCGUGUCAAUAUUAUACCUGGUCAUUACUGAUACUUCAACCCGAGGAGGAAACGCGGGGUUUAAAUUUGACAACGGAAACUUGUAUUUGAUUUUGAGUUCAGGAUAGAUUGUUUAUUUGGAAAUGCUUUAUCUGCACUAUCAGCUGUGUUUUUGGGGAAAGAGAAAGUUAUAAAUGAUCUCAAUUGGUAUCCAUCAUGAGGAGAUGAAUGAAAACAAUCCAGUUGACUGAUUAAAAUGAAUAAGGUCAUCAUCAUGAAGGUGCUUGAGGUCCUAUUGAUGAUCUGCUUCAUCAGAACUCUUCAUGGACAGGAGACAGAGGAGCUCAACUACAAGAUCCUAGAGGAACAGAUGCCCUCAACCUUUGUAGGAAACAUAGCCAAUGACAGCAAUAUAAGAAACGAAGUGACGCCCGUGAUGCUGAAGCAGUUGAAAUUUCAGAUCUGGAAUGGUGGAAACACUGCAUACGACAAGUUGUUCCGCAUCAUUGAAUCCACAGGUCGUCUUGAAACGGCAAAACUUAUCGACCGAGAAGAGGUUUGUCAGCCCACCAGCAGCUGUAUCCUAAGUCUGGGAGUGGCAGUUUUUAAGCCAGACAACGAGUUGCUGAAAGUGAUUAAGGUGCUUGUGACGGUGGAUGACAUCAAUGAUAACUUCCCUGCCUUUCCUCAGCCUUCCAUAUCCCUUCAGAUCUCGGAAUCCAGUGACAUUGGUCACACUCUCCUGACCAGCACCGCCCACGAUGGGGACAGCGAGAGUCAGAACUCGGCCUUGACCUACCAGCUUCUGUCUGGCGGGAACACCUUUAGCGUCCGGACUGUUCCAGAUGUGGACUCUAGAGAAAAUCUGGAGAUUGUGGUGGAGAAAAAACUGGACAGAGAAGUACAAGAUUUCUAUCAGUUAGUGAUUGUGGCCAAAGAUUCUGGGAGUCCACAAAGAAAUGGAACUCUGCAUGUAAAUAUAACUGUGCUGGAUUCCAAUGACAAUGCUCCAAGCUUCCUCAAUAACACUUACAAUAUAACGGUACAAGAGGACCAAGCUAAGGGAACAGUAAUAAUCAAUUUAUCUGCAGAAGAUGAUGAUAUUGGUGAUAAUGGCAAGGUUACUUAUGAGUUCAGCUCUCGGACCUCUUCACAGGUCAAAGAUGCAUUUCUGUUAAAUGAGACAACAGGAGAAAUUAAGAUCAGCAGUCCUUUGGAUUAUGAGCAGGAAACCAAGUACCAGUUUGUUGUCAUUGCAAGAGACAACGGCAGAACCUCCCUGUCAACACAAGUCAUUGUCAACAUCACAGUGUUGGACAUCAACGACAAUGCACCACAGAUCAACAUCAACCUGCCACCAGGGGGCACUGGGGUGGUAGAGAAUGCGGAGAUCGGUCAGUAUAUAGCCACUGUGGUUGUAACUGAUUCGGAUGGAGGUGAAAAUGGAACUGUCAAUUGUACCAUCUCUAACGAAAACUUUAACAUUGUGAAAAUGUUCUCAAACAUAUUCAAAAUUACAUUGGGUAGUCGGUUGGACAGAGAAAGAGUACCUGAGCAUAAUGUGACCAUCAACUGUUUUGACUUUGGAAAACCUCCCAAAACUAACAAGACUUUCUUCUAUGUUAAAGUCAGUGAUGUUAAUGAUAAUGUUCCUGUGUUUAGCCAAAACAUUUACGAAGUUGAUUUUCCAGAAAACAACAACAUUGGUGAUAUGGUGGUUCAUGUUACUGCUACGGACAAAGAUGAAGGGGAAAAUGGCCAGGUUACCUACAAGUUUAAAACUCUUCAGUCAUAUUUUGCUAUCAACCCUACGUCUGGAAUAAUCUCAGCAAAUCAUAUUUUUGAUAGAGAAAACAUGUCUGAUUUAACAUUUCAAGUUAUUGCAAGUGAUAAUGGCGUCAAUGGGCAAAAGUUUACAUCUACUGCAACAGUUGUUGUUAAAAUUACAGACAAAAAUGAUGAAUAUCCAAUUUUUUCCAGGAAUAGAUAUGAUAUUAUUGUCCCUGAAGAACAACCUAUAUCUAAACCCAUUGAACAGUUUUCAGCUGUGGACAAAGACAUUGGAGGAAAUGGUCAGUUCUAUUUCCGAAUUGAAGAAGGAUAUUCAAAUGUCUUUACAAUUGAUGCCUCUCGAAGUCUAAAAACAAAAAUCCUCCUAGAUCGAGAGAAAAAAGAGGAAUACCAUUUUCAAAUCUAUGUGAUUGACAGAGGUACACCAGCCCUGACCAGUUCUGCUAAUGUAUCCCUCUACCUGAAAGACAUUAAUGAUAAUCCACCCCAAGUUUACUAUCCUAAUGAUCGGAACAACUCAAUUUCGCUAUCCCUCCAGUCAGUACCUAAGACAAUCAUCGCCAGAGUGAUCGCCAACGACACGGACAAGGGAGUCAAUGCCCACCUAACCUACAGCAUUAUUCAGGGAAAUGUUGUCAAGUUGUUCUCCAUAGACAACCAGACUGGUGUCAUCAGACUCGAGCGAGUUCCUGUGGAAGAGGAAGCAGGGACUUACAACCUUGUCAUUGCGGUCACUGAUUCUGGAGUUCCUUCCAAGACGAACUGGACUCAUCUUGUCAUCAUUGUGGGAGAAAAAUCCAAUUCCCAGAAUCUGAUUAUUGUCAUUGUCGUUUGCUCUGUUACCAUGGUGAUCUCCCUGGCUCUGAUCAUGAUUAUUUGCAUUAUCAGAAAGAGAGACAAUGAAAAGUACAAGGACAAGGGGAACCAGUUUAAAACGCCACACAAGAGCAUCCUUAAAAAAUGCCUUUUCUGUUUUGAUUUCGAGAAAGAUUCAAAAUUAUCGACAAUGCCCGAGAACAACAAUAAGUACAGCGAAUCCUCCCAUAUGCCCUCUGAUGAUGACAAAAUAUACACACAACUAGUGAGCAGCAAUAAGCCAGAUCUGACCAGGGUGGACAGUGGCAUUGUGGAGCACUCACCCCCAGACAGUGGACAUGGGGACAGCGUGGAUGUUGGCAGUGAAAUCUACAAAUCUGAUAUGGACCUUUCUUCAGCUCCUUAUUCUUCAUCUGGCUUUACCAACAAAUCCACACACUCCCUCUCUGCUGGACACUCUGAACAGGAUAUUCCAAAUAACUCCCCCUGGCAUCAGAAGCCCAGAGUGACUUUCAGUGACUUCCAGCGUAACAUCAGCCUUGAUGAACAAGCGCUGCGGAGGAAUCCUAAACCUCCGAUUUAUUUCGCCAGAUUCAGGUCCAGUUCCGAAUCUGAGCAUUUAUCCAAGGACUCGUCCAUGAGUCAAGAUAAAAUAGACCUAUCUCACAGCUCGUCAUUCAAGCAUAAUAACAUUGACUUGUCUCAGUCCUAUUCUGGACCUUUCUUUUCAAAGAGUCUUGACAGGAACAAUAAAAAUAUUCACUUUGCUCGAGCAAGACCAAAGCUCUCGCACCAGACAUCUCGUUCUGCUGUGAGACGAGAACUUCCUACAAUCAGUGCUUCUCCCGAUCCAUAUGAUCCUAUUCAGGAGCUGACCGAGAUCUCAUACCAGGACACCAAUCCUUACAGACAUCACCAUGACAACAGUUAUUUCAGGGACCAAUCCUCUUUUAAUGGCAGCCAGUCCCAGAUUUCCCAGGAUCCAUCGCUGGACUACAAAGGGAAGAUAACUCUUGGAGACAACCAGUCGCAGCACUCCAAUGACACCACCCUGGCGAGUUUUGCCAUCAACCCCUCAAAUUUUGACAGUGUGAUCAAUACUGAUAUUGUGGUUUGACAUGUGUUAUCAUGAUAAAACUAUGAGACAAUCAAAACUUUGUGCCAUACUUAUGACGUAUAAUACUGUAUAGGUAGUGCUAAGCAUUUUUCAGUUUGUUAUUGUUUUUUAGUUUAUUGUCAUGUUUUAUUCUAAAUCCUUUAAAAUUACGGCAGAAUUACAAAUGUACUAUAACACUAUAGUUUCAUAUCUCAAAUAGCAAUGAAUUUAUUGAAAAUUGAGAUGUGCUUAAAAUAUUAUGGAGGUGAGGUAGUCAACAUAUUAACGAUCAGAUCUAGCUAACUUUUUAGAUAUGAAUUAAUUUUUAAAGCUAUGAAUUAUCAUAUUAUUAAGUAUAGAAAAUAGUUUAUUUUAAAAUUGAAAAUGUCCCUAUAUCUUGAUACAAAUCUCUUUUUUUAAGGAGAUUAAUAUAGUCCUAAAAAUGGUCAGGACCAUUCAGCCCCCUUAAAAUAUGGAGAUCAGUUUUUCAGGUAGCAGAUGUGAUGUACGUCCAGCAUGAAAUUUUUUUUAGGAGAUUUAUGUAAUAUUUCAAUUGUCUCAAACCCUGUAAAAUGCUCAGUUUUUAGUUAUAUUGUUGAUAUAAUGAUUUUUAUUUUAAUGCUGUUUUGACUGAAUUAAUGUUUUAAUAAUAGUU